AUGAAGACGAUCAAAAUACUUCGGAACAGUAACUGGGGGGCUGACACUGAAAGUCUUAUAUCAAUCUACAAAGCCCUAAUACUUUUAUCAAUUGACUACGGAGAUAUAAUCUAUAAUUCGGCCAAAGAUAAAGUCCAAAGUAUUCUAGAUCCCAUCCUCAACCAAGGCAUACGCUUAGCCAAAGAAGCUUACAGGACAAAUUCCAUAGAUAGUAUAAUUUUAUACGCAGGAGAAGCUUCC
Molecule: messenger RNA, 240 nt
Organism: Cinara cedri
Lineage: Eukaryota; Metazoa; Arthropoda; Insecta; Hemiptera; Aphididae
Source: the annotation of a GenBank genome assembly